AGAGAUAGGACCAAGGACCAAGUGACCGUCAUCACCAUGCAAACCGCUCUAGCCGUGCUGGUGCUCCUUCUGGGAGUUGCCUCUCUCGCGAGCGGACAAGGCCUUGUAUUCCCAUGCGCCAGCAUGCAGGCCGUGUGCCGCUAUCUGGGCCGUGGAACCACGGUGAAGAUGACCUAUCCAACAUCGGUCAGAUCCUGCAUCUGUGGAUCCGCAGCCGGACCCUCUCCGGGCAAUCCGGUAGGAUGCAACUGGAACCCCAUGGGCGGUGAACUCGACGCUCUUGGAAAGUGUCACAAUAUGCAAGAGGUGUGUUCACACGUGGAUAAAGAUCACGAACGUGUGCAAAUUAACUGGGAUGAUGGAUCGGCGAGAUUCGGCUGUGUGUGCGGGUCCGACCACCCCCCCGGCACUCCAAAUUUCGCAGUUGUUGGCUGUAACUGGAAGCCUCCAACAGGCCUGCGCCUGCCUCCAAUUGAGAAGUAGGAAUUAAAGCAGCCCACCCCUAUCCAGCACGAACAGACGACAAGAGGCCGCCUACAUCAUCUGAAACUGAAGAAUAAGAAAAUUCUAAUUUUUGGAUUUCGGCUCAUGUCUGUAAUAAAUCGCU
Molecule: messenger RNA, 607 nt
Organism: Lingula anatina
Lineage: Eukaryota; Metazoa; Brachiopoda; Lingulata; Lingulida; Lingulidae
Source: RefSeq, a predicted model, not a curated record